AUGAAUAACCCAAAUUAUUUGAACAGUGAGAUAUUCUUUCAUGAUGAAAACAAGAACCCUGUUCGGGUUAGAGUGCACGACUGUUUGGACAAUAGGAAAAUGGGAUAUGAUUACCAACAAAUGCCAACUCCGUGGCCCCAUUUUAAGCCACUGAAGAGGAUCAAGAUCACUGUCAAUCCAAGUUUAGUUCCACCAGCUACUCAAGUAUUCCAAUAUCAAAGAUGGAUAAAGUCAUUUCAUUUUCAGUUUGCAGGCCAGCUUCAGGAAGGACUCCACAAGAGAAAGAUGGAAAAAGAAGAGCUUUUAACUCUAAAACAAGUCAAGUACGAUAUUAGUAAGCAAAUAAGACUUGAAGUGUUCCUCAACGUGGAUACCUUCAAUUGGCAUGAGCUAGAGUCGCUCGAGGAAAUUGGCCUUCAAGAUGAAGACACUAUCAUAGUGACUCUGGUCUCGAAAAUGGGGUUGAAUCUAUCACCAUUGAAUCUGCAGAGAUUGAACUUGCAAAAUGUUGUAAUUCUGUUCAUGGCAGCUGGCCUGCUUUUGCCUUUCCCAUUGUUUGUGUUGAAAUAA
Molecule: messenger RNA, 570 nt
Organism: Lycium barbarum (goji berry)
Lineage: Eukaryota; Viridiplantae; Streptophyta; Magnoliopsida; Solanales; Solanaceae
Product: polyphenol oxidase F, chloroplastic-like
Exons: 2
Coding region: 1-570 (189 amino acids)
Molecular function (GO): catechol oxidase activity
Source: RefSeq, a predicted model, not a curated record